UGACGGGGAUGUCAGAAUGGAGGGUAGUUCAAAAUCUGUGAAGAGAAAAAUCGAGGAAGUCGAUGCUGAUGCCAGCGAUGAAAAAUCGUUGGGCAUCAAAAGAUUUUUAAGGGCACCCAGAAAAGGUGAGGACAUAACAAGCAGCGAUGUUUCUCAGUCACAUGGUAAAAGCAAUUUGCCCCCCACUUGGAAGUGGAAAGGAACAUUACUUUAUUAUGUGUCACAGAAAAUCCAACCUUCACAACAAAUUGCAGCCUUUGACUUUGAUGGCACUUUGGCAAAAACAUCUUUAUUCAAACAUGGACCAGAUGCUUGGUCCUUACUAUACCCCUCCUGUGUACAGAAACUAACAACCCUUCACAGGGAUGGAUAUAAACUUGUAAUCUUCACUAACCAGGCUGCUAUUGGCAAAGCAAAGGCCUCAAAACAAAAAGUUAUGGAUGAGAAGAAAGGCAGGCUCAUUGGUUUUGUUAAGAAGGUAGCUCUACCCUUUCAGAUCUUUGUAGCUACAUCAAAGGAUUGCUACCGUAAACCCAACACAGGGAUGUGGGAAUUCUUCUGUCAAAAAUGUAAUGGUGACAUGAAAGUUAAUAAGGAGAAGAGUUUCUUUGUUGGUGAUGCUGCUGGACGGGCCAAAGACCAUGGAGCAAGUGAUAAAGAAUUUGCAGCAAAUUGUGGACUGACAUUUUACACUGAAGAUGAAUUCUUCAUGAAGGAUGCAUUGAAGAGCAAAGAGAUUGAAUAGGGUUUCCAUACCUGUGGGAAUACGUACAAUUUUUAUAUUUAAUAUUUUGCUCAUUAUGUAAAAUAGUUUAUUGUUGAUUAAUCAAAAUAUUUAAGAGACUUUUUUCAAAACAGACAAUUCUCAAGGCAGCAUUUAUUCUGCUGAA
Pocillopora verrucosa is the source of this 890-nucleotide messenger RNA. RefSeq lists its product as uncharacterized. Lineage: Eukaryota; Metazoa; Cnidaria; Anthozoa; Scleractinia; Pocilloporidae. Gene Ontology annotation, molecular function: ATP-dependent polydeoxyribonucleotide 5'-hydroxyl-kinase activity; polynucleotide 3'-phosphatase activity; double-stranded DNA binding. Gene Ontology annotation, biological process: DNA repair. The record is from RefSeq and is a predicted model, not a curated record.